Messenger RNA from Cryptomeria japonica (Japanese cedar), 747 nucleotides. Its product is annotated as protein MAIN-LIKE 1-like. The transcript has 2 exons. Gene Ontology annotation, biological process: meristem maintenance; meristem development. The coding region runs from base 1 to 747 and encodes 248 amino acids. The record is from RefSeq and is a predicted model, not a curated record. NCBI's taxonomy places the organism in Eukaryota, Viridiplantae, Streptophyta, Pinopsida, Cupressales, Cupressaceae.
AUGCGGGUGCUCGCGUUGACGGGCUGGGGAGGGGGGAUCAGAGUAGGGAUGGAAGCUCUGUUGGCGCGAGCGUCACGGUUUUGGCACGAGCACUGGGUGGAGAGGGGACCGCUGUCUUCGAGGGAGCAUUGGCCUGCUACAAUGAGCCUAUAUCAUGAGUUAGGUCAUGAUGAGCUGGAGGUGAUAGUUGCGCGAGGACUACAUUAUGUAGGAAGGUGGCCGAGGAUACGAGCACAUACUACCAUGAUGAUGGCGCUGGUGGAGAGGUGGGAUAGUUGGUAUAACACCUUUCGUUUGCCAACUAGAGAGGCCACAGUGACUCUGUUAGAUGUUUGGAGGAUCUUGAAGAUCCCCAUUCGUGGCAUUAUCCCUGAGUAUCAGUUAGAUGUAGCUAAUUUUUAUCUGCAGGAGGUGUGCGAGUAUGAGACGCCACCUAUGUUAGACAGGAGCAGGAUGCACUUGGGUCGGGCGAUGGGUGUUCGACGGAUUCCUCGAUUGGUUUUGGUGAUUUGCGGAUUUCAGAGUGGGCGGAUCAUUCCGGAUUUGGGCAGACAUGGAUUCCCCCUUGGAUGGAGCAGAUGUUUAUACUUCAUGUUGCAUGAUGGUCAGCAGUAUGCGUGGGGCGUGACAAUGCUAGCUCAACUAUAUCAUGAUAUGCAUCUGGUGGUGUACAGAGAGUAUGCUAGUUUAUCUGCAGGGGUCACACUCUUACACAUCUGGGUGUGGGAGCACAUUGCAGUGACUUGA